Messenger RNA from Podospora pseudopauciseta, 624 nucleotides. RefSeq lists its product as uncharacterized. The coding region runs from base 1 to 624 and encodes 207 amino acids. The record is from RefSeq and is a predicted model, not a curated record. NCBI's taxonomy places the organism in Eukaryota, Fungi, Ascomycota, Sordariomycetes, Sordariales, Podosporaceae. The transcript has a single exon.
AUGACACUCAUGAAAUCAAAUACUAGGAAGGAGGGCAACGGGACCCAACAUGUCUACUUUAAAUAUCCCUUUCCUCCAGGCCCCAAACUCCCACUCUUCUCUUCUCCCAAGCAUACUUCCAAAUUUUGGACCAGCUAUUCUCAAGCAAUAAGAUCAGUAAUACACACACACUCUUACGCUGACUUCUCGAUUCGGCACCAUCGCCCUCAACAUCCUCACAUUCUGCGUUCCUACACUCAUUCCCCUACCGCCCUCACAGUCUCUUGCCCUCGGCAGAAGGAGACUGUCUCGCCCCCAACCGUCGAUUACUCAAGUCUUCACCGUCACCGGCCAUCAAGUACCAUGGAUCAGUCCUCCGCUGCUGCUUGCUCCAAAAGCCCCUCAGCCUGUUCCGAUGGCGACAAGGUUAAGAAGGCCGACGAUGCCUCUAGCUACAGCUGCCCGUCCACUACCAAUGCCCCUGUCAACACCGAAUGUGAUGUCUCGUCGCCCCCAGGCGUGAAUCAAGACCGGACUCUCAGUGUUGCCACCGAAGACUCUCGCCGUACCAGCACCGGCGAUGUCGAUGAGCCGACCAAACCUGCUUGCGAGAAGAAGGCUGCGUGUGAUGCCGAGACUGCGUGA